AUGGCGCAAUCUCCAUAUUCUGCUCAUCAGUCUUCCGCCCGCUCCUCUCCUUCCCAGUCCCUGCACGCCACUAGUCCGCCGGGCUCAGUCGACACCCUUGUCUCGUACCUGGUCGCUUCCAAGCGUUCCUUGGGCAGCAUUCAUCUUGUCCAUCGAGCCACAACCAUCCUCUCCGAAGCACGUGCAUCCGUCGAGUCGAGCACCGCGCUCCUCGCCAAAACAACCUAUCUCCGUCGAUCGUUGACCUCGCAGUUGAAACUAUUACGUACUAUUCAAUUUGAGUUGGAAACAGCUGCCCAAGGGGUGCAACAGGAGUUCCAGGCCGUGGUCAAAGAGUUGGACGAGACCGGUGCAAGACUUCUAGAGUCGAUCGACUUGCUGAGGGAGACAAAAGUCGAGGAGGCGUUCAAGUCCAGUGCCGAGUCAGAAGAUGUCGCUGGCAAAGAGACUCUACACGACUUUGUCGAUGACACAGGGGUCGAGAACAUUAGGCAGGCCAUGGAAGUGGCCAUCGACAAUGUCCAAAGUUCUCAGCAUGAAAUGAACCAGUCCAUCCAGACCCUCGAGGAAGAUUUGCAGUCAAUCAAUGAAGUGCUCAAUAAUAGGGUGGAAACCUCAGGCACUGAGAGCGAACUGCAGCAGCCUACCAUACCUGACAUCCUGCCCUUGUUAGAAAGUCAUGCAAGAGAAAUGGCCCAAGCGCUCGAAAGUCUCGUCAGACACUUCGACCUCUGCGCCACGGCGAUAAAACACACCGAGGGUGGCGGCGAAGCUGUCGUCCAAACCAUGAAAGGAGACGCCGAAGACCUCCCCGAAGCUGUCGGCAUGGGCAUGGAUGAACUUCAGGCCCCGGCACAACCGAUGAACGAAGAGGAACGUCUAGAGAUGCUACAGGUACUAGAAAACGACGCCGCCGAGGUCGACGACGUGGUCAUGGAGAUCCAGGACCGCCAUGCUGAGAUGGAAAUGCAGCUCGACAAGAUCGCGCAAUGGCGAGAACGACAAGAGAAUGCCUAUGCAGACGCUGCUACUGCCUUCACUCUGCUGGACAAGAUCUCCGGACGACUGUCUGCCUACAUAGCGGAAUCUGCGCGCCAUGCGAUGAGAUGGAGUGAGGAAAGGGCUAAGAUCGACGACGGCAUUGGUGGCAUGGAAGAAUUGUGUAAUUACUACGCUAAUUUCCUGCACGCAUACGAUGGUCUCAUUAUCGAGGUGGCCCGGCGUAGGACGGCCAAGAAGCAAAUGGAGCGUAUCGUGAAUGACGCCCACACCCAACUCGAACAACUCUAUGAGCAGGAUCGCAAGUUGAGGUUGGAGUUCAAGAGCGAUCUGGGAGAAUACCUCCCUAGCGAUAUCUGGGAUGGAGUGAACGCUCUGCCGCCCAGGUUUGCCAUCAACCGGGCCGACGAGGAAGGCUUUGUUGCCAGUGUGCCUGAGCUGCCUAGGAAGACUGUCGAAGAUGCCUUGAGGAGGUUGAAGGGCCGAAGGUAA
Messenger RNA from Capronia epimyces CBS 606.96, 1491 nucleotides. RefSeq lists its product as uncharacterized. The coding region runs from base 1 to 1491 and encodes 496 amino acids. The transcript has a single exon. The record is from RefSeq and is a predicted model, not a curated record. Lineage: Eukaryota; Fungi; Ascomycota; Eurotiomycetes; Chaetothyriales; Herpotrichiellaceae. Gene Ontology annotation, molecular function: molecular adaptor activity; protein kinase activator activity. Gene Ontology annotation, biological process: autophagy of peroxisome; autophagy of mitochondrion; piecemeal microautophagy of the nucleus. Gene Ontology annotation, cellular component: Atg1/ULK1 kinase complex; phagophore assembly site.